Molecule: messenger RNA, 1404 nt
Organism: Ogataea angusta
Lineage: Eukaryota; Fungi; Ascomycota; Pichiomycetes; Pichiales; Pichiaceae
Exons: 1
Coding region: 1-1404 (467 amino acids)
Biological process (GO): spliceosomal tri-snRNP complex assembly; mRNA splicing, via spliceosome
Cellular component (GO): U4 snRNP; precatalytic spliceosome; U4/U6 x U5 tri-snRNP complex
Source: RefSeq, a predicted model, not a curated record
AUGGGUCUUGCUGAUAGUCUCUUGGCGGGCUAUUCAAGUGAGGAAGAGGGCCAUGAGUCUGAUGUUGAACUCCAGGAUGCCGAUGAUCAGCAGAUCUCUUUUCAGCAGCUCAUAUCUGUACCAGAUCUGAGUUCUAUCACAGAUAUUAGGAAAUACUCUCAUAAUUUACCAAGAGUUAACGACUUUGUGGAAAAGCUGCGAUACUACGAGAAACAAGACUCAAAGAUUGAGGACAGCCUGCUACAGCAUGCGAACGAUCUAUUGGAUGACCUGAACGAAGAGAUCGGCAAGAUAUAUUCCUUCAUCACUGUCCACUAUAAACCAGUCUGGCCCGAACUCGAUGAUUUGCUUCGAAAUCCGUACAAUUAUGCUCGCACAGUGAGGAUUGUGGGAGGUGAUCCGUCGAAGCUUAUUGAUGCGCCGGAGCUUUUUGAGCAGUAUCUUCGUAAAGACGAGAUUCUCGGGCUCACGGUCUCUGCAUCUGUUCUAAGACAAUCAAGUCAUAGCCAUUAUCUCGAUCAGCACCACUUGAAACUAAUUUCAGACGCCUGCGACCUUCUUCUCGAACUGGAAGGCGCUAGAACAGAGAUCAAAAACCACGUUUCUCGCAGAGCCAAAAGUAUAGCUCCAAACGUGACUGCCCUGGUAGGUCCCACGGUGGCUGCCCAAUUUCUAUCGGUGUACGGAUUGGAGGGCCUUUGCAAAGUUCCAUCAUGUAAUAUACCGUCCAUGGGAGUCAACAGGUCCUCGUUCAUGAAAGGUACGGUAGGUACGAGGAACAAAGGAUACUUGUACUACUGCGACCUUGUACAGUCGGUUCCAGAGGAUCUCCGAGUGAAGGCUGUGCGUGGGGUGGCUGCAAAGCUAGUUCUGGCCGCUAGGGUUGACUUUUCAAAUGCGGGCAAAUCCGUUUCCGACGACUCGUUUGGAGUACAGACGAGACAGCAACUCAGUGAGCAUCUGGACAAGCUGGCUAGUCCGCCGGAUGCACAGCCAAUCAAACCGCUGCCCAAGCCUGUUGACCAAAAGUCUAAGAAGCGGGCUGGACGCAGGUUCCGCAAACAGAAAGAAAAGAUGGAAAUGUCUGAGCUGGAGAAAGCCCAGAAUAGAAUGGCAUUUGGCGAGCAAGAAGAAACGAAAUAUGACGCUUUUGGUGAAGAGAUCGGCAUGGGUAUGAUUGGAAAGCUUUCGGCGCGUGCCAUCGCCAGUAGAAGUCGUCCUCGGCUGUCCAAGUCAGCUGCUUCCAAGCUUGAAAAGUUCUCUGGGAACAAACCGGCAGCUACGAGCAAAGUUGCACAGCUGCUUGACGACGAAAAGACUGCACGCAAGCGACAGUUGGAGUUGCCAGAAGAUACAGGCCACGAUAGGGCCAAGGUACAGAAGACGCUACCAGGAGCCACCUGA